This is a messenger RNA of Saccostrea echinata, 1086 nucleotides long. Its product is annotated as S-adenosylmethionine-dependent nucleotide dehydratase RSAD2-like. Lineage: Eukaryota; Metazoa; Mollusca; Bivalvia; Ostreida; Ostreidae. Gene Ontology annotation, molecular function: catalytic activity; 4 iron, 4 sulfur cluster binding. The record is from RefSeq and is a predicted model, not a curated record. The transcript has 7 exons. The coding region runs from base 1 to 1041 and encodes 346 amino acids. Gene Ontology annotation, biological process: defense response to virus. Gene Ontology annotation, cellular component: endoplasmic reticulum membrane; lipid droplet.
AUGGAAGAAACAACACUCUCUAUUGUCGCACUGUCUGCAUUUGCUAUGAUUUUUCUUUUUAUACUCUUUGCACUGAAACAAAAGAGAGGAAUUAUAAAGGGGAAAAAUUAUUCAAGUUCAAUUGUCACAUAUGAGGAAGAAGGAGGCUCCAAAGAAUUAAAACCGACAAGUGUAAAUUAUCAUCUAACACGACAGUGUAACUACAAAUGUGGAUUCUGCUUUCACACAGCCAAAACGUCGUACGUGUUACCAAUCGAGGAGGCAAAGAAGGGAUUGACGUUGCUGAAAGAAAAUGGUAUGGAAAAGGUGAAUUUUGCUGGUGGGGAACCUUUCAUUGUAAAGCGUGGAUCAUUUCUGGGAGAGCUGGUGAGAUUUUGUAAGGAGGACCUAGAAUUGCCAAGUGUCACCAUUGUAAGCAAUGGAAGUCUCAUAACUGAAAAAUGGUUUGAAAAAUAUGGGGAAUACCUGGAUAUUUUAGCUGUGUCGUGCGACAGUUUUGUCCCGGAAACAAACAGACACAUUGGUCGUUGCCAGAACUCAAGCAAAAAAGACCAUCUGGAAAGUUUGUAUCGAGUGCGAGACUGGUGCAUAAAGUACAAGGUUGCCUUCAAGAUUAAUACCGUGGUCAAUACUCACAACAAAGAUGAAGAUAUGAGUGAACAUAUUGCUGAACUUUCACCCUGUCGCUGGAAGGUAUUUCAGUGUCUUCUGAUCGGUGGAGAAAAUGUCGGUGAAAAUGCAAUCAGAAACGCAGAAAAUAUGGUCGUGACGUCAGAAGAAUUCCAAGCCUUUUGUGAACGACACAGGGAUAUCUCUUGUUUAGUUCCAGAAUCAAACGUACAGAUGAAGGAUAGCUAUCUCAUCCUUGAUGAAUAUAUGAGGUUUUUGGACUGUACACGUGGUAACAAAGAUCCCUCUCGCUCUAUUCUCGAUGUUGGAGUAAAAAAUGCCCUUAAAUUCAGCGGUUUUGACGAAAAAAUGUUUCUCAAAAGAGGUGGCAAAUACAAAUGGAGCAAGGCGGACAUGAAUCUCGAAUGGUAAACCCUGUAAAAUAAUCCUGCAUUCUAAUACAUGUACAUGUAUAUU